Capsaspora owczarzaki ATCC 30864 is the source of this 4374-nucleotide messenger RNA. RefSeq lists its product as hypothetical. The record is from RefSeq and is a predicted model, not a curated record. The coding region runs from base 1 to 4374 and encodes 1457 amino acids. NCBI's taxonomy places the organism in Eukaryota, Filasterea, Ministeriida, Capsasporidae. The transcript has a single exon.
AUGAGAUACUCGCAACUUGGCUUGCUGGUGCUCGUGCUUGUGGCCCUGGCAUCCCCAAUCGCAUUGGCCAGCAUUUCGCCAAGCAUCGCCUCGGUCACCCCCUCUGCCGAAGUGAGCACCUCCAUCGAAGUGAGCUUGACAGAUAGCUCACAGCCCAUUGAGAGCUCCUCGCCCAUUGAGAGCUCCUCGCCCGUUGCGAGCUCGACAGUUAUUCCAAGCCCGACAUUCGUCUCAAACCAAACUUCAGCAUCGCGUGCUUCGGCCUCUUCAGCAUCGGUUGCGAGCCGUAAUUUGGCCACGUCCGCAUCGAUCGCAAGCGGUUAUUUGGCCACGUCCGCGUCGAUUGCAAGCGGUCAUUUGGCGACUUCAGCAUCAGUUGCCUCGGCAGCUGCCGCAUCGAUCGCUUCGGCAUCUUCAGCAUCCCUUGCUUCGGAAUUUACGGCAUCGAGCUCCGCUGCGGACGAUGCGAACUCUACGGUCAGUGCUAGCUCCACGGCUGCUAGCUCCACGGCAGAAGCAAACUCUACGGUCACUGCUACGGCAGAAGCAAACUCAACGGUCACUCCCAGCUCGGUCACUCCCAGCUCCGUCACUCCCAGCUCCAAAACUCUCACGACUACAGCCUCGUACAGCCCUUCCGUGUCGAGCUCCCCGACUGGCAGCUCUGGAAACGAAACCAUCCCCACCGGUCCCUUCACUUGCAAUGGCAACAGCCAGCACUUUUGCGGCUACGCUUGCCCGUUCCAGAAUGCCACACUCUGCAACUUUAUGAGCCAACGCUGCAACUUCCCCUCUGGAACGGCCUUGUCGUCGGAAUGCACGCAAGCUAUCACCACGUUCUGCCAGAACAACGCCACCGCUGCUGGCUGCUGCAACUCGACCACUCCGCUCCGUUGCAACACUGACCGGUCUCUCUGCGUCUCCAACAUGACGACCUGCCCACUUGCGACCACAAUGACUUCUGGGUGCUACGAUACUGCAUUCGUCUGCCCGGUCGGCACUCAAUGUGCAGGCCAACUCGACUGUGGCAACGGCGUCUGUGUGCCUUCGGGCUCGAAAUGUCCCACUGGCAGUCUGUGCGCCGGCGGCUAUCGCUGUGGCACGCUGGGCGACACUUGCACUCGAACGUUGGGUCAGUGUGCUCCAAUUGAUCGUGGCUCCUCCUCGGCGGUCAACAUUACCAACUUCCCGAACGCUGCUAUCGAGUUCCCUGGCCUCAACUUGAAUACCAUUUGCGGGCAAAUCGUUGCUGAUUAUGUGCUUCGCAUGCGCACCAGCUGCGUCUUCUCCUCCAUCUCCGUCUGCCAGACUUGCAAGCCAUUCCUGGACAAUGUUGUCGUUCAAGCCUACAGCACGCUGGACGCGUGCCAGACCGAGGACCCGGAUUCGUACACCUGGUGGGCCAAUGCUGCGUCAACCACCCAAUCCCAAUUUGCUGCGCUGGGAUGCGGGGCAGCCACUGCGAGCGACAACUUUGAGGUUAGCCCUGGCCCCGGGUUUGUCUCGGUUCGCUGGUCUCGACUCAAGGACGGCAACCUCGCUCCCUUCUCGUACAGUGCCGAGGUCGCGCCUUCCAGCAAUCCCACCGCCCGAGUGACAUCCUCGGUUCGACCCUUUAUUCUGUCCGACGCGUCCAAUCAGACCUUGAGCGCUGUCAUUCGCGGCACUUUUGUUGCUGGCCAGGCCUAUGUCUUGCGGUUCCGCACUACACGCGGCUCGAGUGUGACUGUCAGCAACCCGUACUUUGUGACGAUGCCUGUUGGCUCAAAUUCCACCUUCCUCAACUUUGCAGAGAACUGGCUCGACUACCCCAAUGCUGUCGUUUACCUGGAGGCAGCUGAUCGCCUUGAGCUUUCAUCCAUCAUUGGCGGAGCGAAUGUCUGUGGCGGCACUGGGUCUGGCUUUUGCAUUCAUGGCGUUACGACGUCCUGGUCUGUCACUGGAUUCAAUGCUUCCCUCUCGACGCUCGCCUCACUGCAACUUGAAGCAAGCCAGCUGCCCGUUGCGACCGUGCUCACGGCGACUGUGACUGCCACAUUCUACACGUCUACAUCGAAUGUCUCGUCUACUCUGAACAAGUCCAUCGACUUCCUUGUUCGAGCCCCCCGCAGCGACGCUAGCUGCAUCAUUGAUGGAAGCGACUCUGGCAUCUUCAUGCAGGACGUGUUUUCGUUGCAAUGCCCGCCAAGCGUGACGGACAUGGGUCGCCUGUUCUUCUCACGGCCCCAGUCUUCCAGCGGCACAUCGGAUGGCACUUCCUUCUUCCCAAAGGCGUCUGCGCAAGCCGGACUCUUCUACAUUGACUCGUUGCCGCCGGGCACCAUGCUGGUGACCAUCCGCUCAUCCUCGCCGUUCGGUGGCCAGUUCUCCCAGACUCUGGUCUUCACCGUCACUCCUCCCGGCAAUCUGAACACGGAUUCGGCCGCGCGUGAGGUUGUCUUGAAUCAAGCCCAGAGUGUUUUCAACUCGGAUCAGUCGCGCUCGGGUAUUGCCCUUGCAUCGACGCUUGUCAACGCCAUCGCCGAUGCUGGUACUGGCGCGGACACGAGCAGUCGCCGAGAGAUUCGCUCGCAGCUGAUCACUGGUGCUGUGGCUAUCGUCGAUGCCACCCAAGCGGAGACUGCGGAUGCCGUCACGCCGCAAGAUUUGACCGACACUCUCGGUUUGUUCUUUGAGCUGACGCGCUUCCCGAACGAGCUCACUACAGAGGGUCUGGGCACCGCUCUCGGAGCCCUUCGUAUUGUUGCGGGUCUGUUGCGCACGGUUGGUAUCGAGGAGGCCGCAAAAGUCAACUUGGCUGCGACGCUCGGCUCGCUGCUGCGCGCCAUUCCGUUGCUGCAAACGGGCAACAAUUCCCCUGCGUCGCGCGAAUUCUCGGCGCUGGCGUUCGAUGUGCUGCAACGUCUUGGCUCGGCUGCCCGUGCCAAUCGUGCUCCUGGCGAUGUUGACGUGAUCGAGACCCACGAUAUCGUCAUUCGCAACGAAAACCGCGACUCAAACAACCUUGGCGCAUCGCCCAUUUCUCGAAAUGCCGGCGCCAACUUUACCGUGCCUUCGUACGCUGCAGGCUCAGCCCCUGUGGUUGGUGUCGAGUACGUCCACCACUUGAACAACCCGUUCGCUUACGACAAUGCGACCAACGAGCAAGCCUCAGACACCUUCUCGCUGCGCCUCACUGACGCCGAUGGCAAUGAGAUUUCUGUGGGCAAUCUGGAUCCGAACAAUCCGAUUCUGAUUGGAAUCCCCGUCCUCCGUCCUCUGGUCAAUCCCAACAAUACGCUUGUGUGCAUGUUCCGCAACGAAACCACGGGCAAGUUUUCGCACAAGGGCUGCUCGGUUGUCUCGAACGGUACCGAUUCCCUUCUGUGCAAUUGCACGCAUUUGACUGCGUUUGCCAUUUUCGAAAUCAAUCCGAUCGACUUUGACGAUGUUGCUCGGCACCUGAGCGACCGUAUUGCCGAGCGCCCGUGGCUGGUAGUCUUCUUGGCCGCAAUUGUCUUUGUCUACCUGUUCAUUCUGCUGCCGUUUGCCAUUCGGAAUGACCGUCGCGUCAAGCGCGAUCUGUUGGACGCGUCGUCCAAGCUCGGUAGUGUGCUCGACAAGGAAUUUGCGCAAGACGAUGCUGUGGCCGAGAUUUUGAACAUUUCUUCCGGUGGCAAGGAUGACAAGACGCCAAUCAUGCCUUUCAAAGAGCGGCUGGUGCUCAACAUGAAGAAUCGCCACAUCUAUCUCUCCAUCUUUGUCAAGAGGCAUCUGGAUCGAAACUUUUCGCAUGUGGCGCGUGCCACUGUUGGCACAACGACCUUGCUGAUGUGCAUGGGCCUCAACACGCUCAUUUACAACCAGAUGAGCUUUGAAACCGAGUCGCUUGCCAUCAGCAUUGUGAACGGCAUCAUCUCGACGUUCAUCAUCUUCCCUCUCUCGACCUUGAUCAUUGAGCUCUUCCGCCACUCGUUCCGAUACCCGACCCAGGUGCGCACAACGAUGGCCAACCUGGAGAGCGCCAUGGAGCUCUCCUCGAUCUCCUCGGUGGGCAACUUUGGCUACGACGAAAAGCCCGCUUCCAAGCCUCGCAAACGCUCUCUCGCCGACCGUUGGAGCGCGUGGCGUAUUCCCCACGCCUGGCAAUAUGUGGCCUAUUUCUUGUGCUUUGUCUUCAGCGCGACUGGCAUCUUUUUGACUGUUUUCUGGGCGUUCAGUGAAACCUUUGACGACGACGACGUCUACCGCAUGUGGUUUAUCUCUGCGUGUGUGUCCAUCAUUCAGUCAGUCCUGAUCUCGUCCACGGUGAAGGUGUUCAUCAUGACUGCCAUCCUGACGUGGGUGGAUCAUUGCCGCCACCGCAUGAACCGCAAGAACAGCCAGGCCAAGUGA